This is a messenger RNA of Varanus komodoensis (Komodo dragon), 2007 nucleotides long. RefSeq names its product CACN subunit beta associated regulatory protein (gene CBARP). Lineage: Eukaryota; Metazoa; Chordata; Lepidosauria; Squamata; Varanidae. Bases 1 to 2007 code for a protein of 668 amino acids. The record is from RefSeq and is a predicted model, not a curated record. Gene Ontology annotation, cellular component: plasma membrane; secretory granule. Gene Ontology annotation, molecular function: transmembrane transporter binding. Gene Ontology annotation, biological process: negative regulation of calcium ion-dependent exocytosis; negative regulation of voltage-gated calcium channel activity. The transcript has 10 exons.
AUGAAUGAUGAAUUGAGUCUAUGGGGCAACACCACGACCGAAGCCAUAGAGACAGUGCCUGGGGAGGUCGGCUCCGAUGAGGAUGGGUACGUGCACUUGCUGGUUUUUCUCUCCAUUUUUGCCAGUGGCACACUGGUGAUUCUCUGUGGCGUCUUGAUCAUCUGCCGGUACUGCUGUGAGACGGAGCGUCGGCAGUCCAGAGCCGGCGAUGACCCAGAAAAAACCAACACGACCUACUUGGACGACUCCCAGCCGACCCAAGAGAUCACCAUCAAGGUGGACGACCCUGAUGGGACGUCGAGCUCCAGCCACCGGGACACGGAGAGCGAGCGCUUUCUGUCCUCUGGCAGCUCGACGGGGCGGCGGGUCUCCUUCAACGAGGCUGCCCUCUUCGAGCAGAGCAAGAAGACACACGAGAAGGGCCGGAGGUAUACUCUGACAGAGGGAGAUUUCCACCACCUGAAGAACGCCCGCCUCAUCCACCUGCCCUUGCCUCCUCCUCCUGCUCUCAAAAUCGUCACCAUCCAUGAGUGUGAAUCCAAUGACAGUGCAGAAAUGACCCCCAGACGCCCCCCCGCCAAGCCCAACCUUGCCAUAUUCCAGCCGCUGGGAGGGACACUUCCGCAAACCGCUUUGACUGGCCACGCAAUGUGCCCCAGCUCAGCCCUGCCUGGAGACACUUUCAACUCCUCCGUCGAGGCCAGCGCCACCAUCUCGUCGGACUCCAGCGAGGGCACCUCGCUUGACGUUGAACCCCGGGGUCCCAAGGGGGGCAGAGUCAGCAGUGGGGCCGCCAAGGGGCACCCGCCAGCACGUUCUCCGGGCAACGUCCUUCACUUCUUCACCCGCCUGCGUCGUCACACCAGCCUGGAGGGUGCCAGCCCCUAUUUCAAGAUCAAAAAGUGGAAGCUGGAGAUGAGCCAGCGAGCCUCUAGCCUGGAUACGCGUGGGUCUCCAAAGCGGCACCAAUUCCAGAGGCAACGUGCCGCGAGCGAAAGCAUGGACCAAGAAGAUCGGGAUGCCCACCAGACUGACAUCAUCCAAUACAUUGCGCGGACGGACAACGUGGUCUUCCGACCUGUGGCCGGGCCACUCCUGCCCCCUCCUGCCAGCCCCACACAAUCUAUCGGCAGGUUAGACCGCUCCGAGCCGUCCGCCCCCGCCCCGGCCGAGCCCCCCCCUCCGGACCAGCAGCCCACCCCCGUCUGCCACGACAUCUGGAGCCUGCGGGCCUCCCUCGAGAUGUGCGCCUCCGCCGAGCAGGGCAACGACCGGGACUCGAUCCGCAGCGAGGGCGGGGACAGCGCCUCCUCCAGCGGCGGCCCGCCCAGCGCCCUCUCCUCGCUGGCGGACGAGGCCGAGGGGGGGGACGACCGGCCGUGGGGGAAGCCCAAGCCCGAGGGCGCGGAGGCGGACGCGGGGCCGCGCAAGCUGCUGCAGAUGGACAGCGGCUACGCCUCCAUCGAGGGCCCCGGCGGGCGCGCGGGCGAGGACCAGACGGCCUCCGAGAAGCGCUCCUGCUUCACCAGCGCCGGGCGCCGCGCCACCGUCUUCGAGAGCUUCGAGGAGCGCGACCCGGCCGAGGAGGACGAGGACGAGGAGGAGGCCGAGGCCGAGGCCCAGGCCGGCGGGGCCGCGGGGGGCGCGCUCCCGCACAGCCCACUGGCCUGGGCGCCGCACGGGCAGCUCUUUCCCGCGCGCGAGGGCCUCCCGCGCCGCGACUACAGCAUCGACGAGAAGACGGACGCGCUCUUCCACGCCUUCGUGCGCCACGACCCGCAGUUCGACGAGUCGCCGCUGCGCGCCAAGCUGCGCUCCCGCGCCCACCUGCGCAAGCAGUGGCAGCGCGCCCGGCAGCACAGCGACCCGGGCGCGCGCUACCCCGCCGCGCUGGAGCGGCACCGCACCCCGCUGCGCCGCGGCGACAGUGUGGACGGCCCGCCCGAGGGGCGCGGCGCGGGCGCCCUGCCGCGCCUGGAAAUCUGGCUGCAGCAGGCACAGAAUUAG